GGGACAACACAGUCGAAUUCCAGCUCUUUUGACAGCAGCAGCAGCACCAGCACCAGCACCAGCAGUAGUAGUUCAAAGUUGUUGGGGAAGGUAUCGCGUAUCGCCCGGCCAUCUACUAGGACCUAAAUACUCAUAGCCUCACGGUCCUGUCACACGUUUGGUGUCCGGUGUUGAGAGCACUCCAAGACACGAACCGAACUGUCCCGGGUCAGCCGAGUUUAGUGUGAAAGUGUGUCCAGGGCCAGUGUUUUGCAAACUGUUUCCAUUCGGUGGGGUGUGUGUGUGGGUAGUGCAGUGCAGUGAAAAAUUCAAUUUAUCAACCGUCACGCAGUGCCCAGAGCGGCGGCCAUUUCGCGUCUGUUACAAGUUGCCCGAACGCUUGACUCAGUGCUCAGGAAGCGAGAGUUUCCUUUCUUUACAUCACGUAUUCGUCUGUCACCGCGACGCGACGCCAGAGCACCACAACUGGACGUACCGGAACGAAAAAGGAUGCAGCGUGAUAAAUUGAACUGUCACAACACGAAAGGUAUGUCACACCUUUUGCCAUUUUCAGCAGUGGUGGACUUUUCUUCAACUGGUACCGCCCGCCACACAAGGAUAUGAGUUGUGAGCAUGUUGUGCAACUGUUUGUAUUUAUCACCUUUUCCAUCGUCAGGAAGUCAUUAACAACAAUCGGCAACAGAUGGUGAUCAGAUUAAUGAAGAACAGCGAGAGCUUCGUUCGGCGGUUGGUGUGCUUCGCUACUUGGUGACGCUCACAAAUGGCACUGACAUUCAAUCGACGCGAGCACGUUCCAGCAGGACAGCGAACGCAUUCAGGUGCCGGCGAUAGCAUCGUCCAUCACAUUCGACCACAUCCGUCUGCACAAUCAUAUCUCGAUGAGCGGUGGCUUCAAGCGGCCUUCACGCGUGCCACUGCUACGUAGUUAGGUAUAACAAAAAUAGCUUACCACCAGAGGGCGUACGCCCUGGGUCGCACGUUUUGCGUGUACUACUUGCCAUUACGCUACAUAGAUAGUUUAUAGUAAAAAAAAAAACGAUAAGAUAUAUCAAACACGCUGCAGCAUUCAUCUCGAGCAUUGAUGCAGACGCAUUACCGAGUGGUAAAGCAAAAGGAACCACAUUGUCGUCGGCUUACGGAUAUCCUACCAUUUGCAAGUAUGCUGCGAUCGUACAAACUGUAUCUGAUGCUGCUCGUUAGCUCGAUCUUCUUCAUCGUGUGCCAGAACCAGGGCUCUAUCACGAGCCUCGUCAGCAAUGCGGCGGCCGCAUCGUCCGGAGCCGUUGACGAUUUGCCGGAUGUGGUCGCUGCACCACUGCAAGGCAACGAUGGUCUGGAGCUGCUGUACGGGGACUCGGAGCCGGCACUUGGAGCAGAGAAGAUCCGUUCGAGGAGCCUCAACUCUAGGGAUAUGCUGCAGAAGCUAAACGAUCGCUCAUCGUCGACUUCGUCCGCCACGAGUACCUCAGCUACGACCACCACGAGCACCACUACGGCAAGGACAACAUCCACAACGACAACAGCGAACGUGGUACCGACAGCGCCGAGCACAAAUGGAAUACUAGCUGGAAGUUCUUCAGAUGUGCCGUAUCGAUUUCCGGUGGACACAAAGCAGCUGCCCCCGCUGUACAUCAUCACCCCGACGUACCGGCGGCCGGAACAGAUCCCGGAGCUUACCCGCCUCGGUUACACGCUGAAACACGUACAGAACGUCCUGUGGAUUGUGGUCGAGGACUCGGAGAACCGAACUGCCAGCGUUACCCGGCUGCUGGAGGAGAUCGGUGUGCCAUUUGUGCAGCUUGCCGCGCCUAUGCCCGCCCAGUAUCGCAAGCAAAAGGUCAAACCACGAGGUGUGUCCAAUCGAAACCGAGCGCUACAGUGGAUCAGGGCGAACGCGACAGAAGGAACCCUAUACUUUGCCGACGAUGACAACACGUACAAUCUGAAGCUAUUCGAACAGCUCCGUCACGUACGCAAGGUGGCCAUGUUUCCGGUGGGUCUAAUCUCUAAGUACCAGGUCAGCUCGCCGGUCGUAAAGAAUGGUACGAUAACGGGCUUCUACGACGGCUGGCUGGGCGGGCGCAAAUAUCCGCUCGAUAUGGCCGGGUUCGCGGUGUCGGUCAAGUUUCUCCACAAACGCCCCAAGGCUCAGAUGCCAUUUAAGCCCGGGUACGAGGAGGACGGUUUCCUGCGCAGCCUGGAGCCGCUCGAGCUGAAGGAAGUGGAGCUGCUAGCAUCGAACUGCACGGAGAUACUGACAUGGCACACGCAGGCAAGGAAAAAUCCUCCCGCACCGGCUCUGGAUCGCAAGAAGUACGGCGGCACGAACCUGGUACAGCUGACCAGCUGGCUCGUGUAGAAAGAGUGGAAUACGACCGGACAUUCGCUGAUGGUGCCGCGUUGGCUAAAGAAACUCUCCGUCUGGGUGUUUAGAGGAGAGGGCCCAUAAAGAGUUGCGUUUUUCCGCGUCGUAUAGGAAUCGAACCUUGGGAAGGCAUGGCCCUUCCUACGCAUGUGAAAUGGCUUUGUUUAUUUGCGAUAUCAAUUUUCCGAUCAAUGUAUUUGAACCCCAUUUCCGCGAUACAGUAACUGGUGCUCAGAGAGACGGCAUUUCGGACGGACGGUAGGUGCGAUUGGUACUUAACAUUUUGGAAGCAACCGUCAUCAGGCUCAGUGGCCAGACUAUUCCAUUAUAGAUGUACAUCAUUCCGCGCAAUGGUUCGCACCAGUUUUACGCGAACCGGACUGACAAGCUCGAACACACACACACAGAAUUGCAGUUUAUUCUUCACUUCAGCAACGAUCGACGAAGCUAUCUUCGCAUAUAAAUAUCAAGAAAUAAAGUACCAUUCUACUGAGAUUAAUGGUAGGUUAGGAUAUGCACCAAAGAAGUGGCCAAAACAGAUUGAUACCUUAAACACAUACCACACAAGCACACAGACAGAAGCAUAAGUUUAAGGGAGAGGAAAGUGAUGUUGUACAUAUUUAUUUCCAACAAAUUUACUGUCAGUAAUGUUUUAAAAGCAAAUUUGCGGUUCAAUGCUGUUCACAGCAUGGAAGAUACUGAAUCCUGAAUACUGAUUGAAAUGCUGUUCUGCAUUUGAUUUUGCAGGUUGGUUCAGUUUAAUUUCAAUAGGCGAUUGAUAUUGUAAACAUCACAAAAAAACCGGCCGAUAACCGUCGUGCUCCGAGCUCCCGUAUUAUCGUUAACAACUCUCGUAUACAUAGUGCGUACAGCUAUUCAAAAAACAAUAUACACUUACAUGCUACAUUCACCUUUCUCACUUAUAAACACUCAAAUCAUGGGACUCGUAAGAAUGCAAACCCCCAAUCCCCAAUGUCGCUCCCACAUGCUGGAGAAUAUUAGUCGUCCCCGAAGUGGUGGGGUCUUUUUUAGAUAGUAAAGUUUUUUAACAAAUUUCUAGUGAGUAGAUAACAUUUGUGAGCGUACCAGCCGAGUUGGAAUUGGUCACAGCCGAAAGGGGCAGCUGGACGGUAUGUCCAGUCCCUUGACAUACAUACGUUUGUACAUAUAGUGGUAACCGAGGUAUUCGUUUUUACUUCAGCCCUUUAGUUAACGUAGCUAAGUGAUCAGUAUAUUGUUGUAUUCAGGCUCUAUUUUUAAGUGGUAGUUUUUAACGUCCACGUACUAGUCCACCUUUUUAGGGCUGUCCGGUGUCCGGCUGGGCGCACAUGGGGACAGUCGAAUGUAAUGAGGAGCACACCGAUAUACAUUGCACACUUACCGAAAGUACCUUUUCCAACGAUAACAACAACUACAAAAGCAUGAUGCAAAACAAUCGAAGGUGACUCCUCGUGCUCCCCAAACAAGAACAUGUUCUCUCCACAACUUUAAACUAGGUGGAUGGGAAACGUACGCAAAUAAACAAAACAACAAAAACAAAAAAACGGAUGUUCAGGUUCCUUUUUCUCUUGUAACUUUUAAGCGAGCAUGUUUAACGUACACAAUAUCAAACAUUACUCAAACGUGUAUAACAACCCAAACCAAAAGAGCAUAAACUCUUUCGCGAACGAGCUUCUUCUGAUGUAACACUAGCUGUUUUACUGACUAUCUUAUCAAGUGUACCGUAGGAUAUCUAUCUCAGCGCAUCGUUUCGAGUUAGUCAUGAGCUUUCGUUGCGCGAGCAAUCUUUACGCCUACCAGUUCUCCCGUUCUAUUUGAAGCUUUCCACAAAGCUGGUUCGCUUUCGUUCCCAUAUCUCUCUGUGUGUUUAAUGCAGGCUAAUCUUUGAAUACGUUUGAUCGUUAAUUGCCGUUUUUCCAGCAGUAAACUUCCUCCAACAGAACCGUCUGGAGCAGCUGGAAAAACGUUUUAUCAAUUGUGAGUGUUAAAUAAACAGUAUAUUUGGACAGUGAAACGUUUGAAAAGGAAAAAGAACCGCCAUGUAAGGUGUAUUGCGGAAGGUUUGAAAGCAUUAGCAAUAAGAAUCUCGAACCACGAGUGGCAGGACGAGUGUGAGAUGUGAGGGGAGAGAAGAAAAAAAAAAACUUGUGAUCAUUAGCUGGGAGGGACAAAAGGAAAAAAAUGUGGAGAUGAAGCGAAAGCGGAUGUAGGUUAGCCGGGGCUAGGGCGAGCAAAUCAAUCGAGAAGCAUGUAAACAGCCUGGAAACCGCCAGAACAGUCCAGUAAUCAUCCAGAUAAGUGAUAAUCUACUAUUUGAUUCACAGAUGUGAGUUUUCAGGAGGAUUCAUGGGGGCGAAUCAAACAAAAUGAAACAAUAAACUUGACUUCUAUCUUACCGAUUUCAGGAA
Anopheles arabiensis is the source of this 4773-nucleotide messenger RNA. Its product is annotated as galactosylgalactosylxylosylprotein 3-beta-glucuronosyltransferase P. NCBI's taxonomy places the organism in Eukaryota, Metazoa, Arthropoda, Insecta, Diptera, Culicidae. Gene Ontology annotation, molecular function: galactosylgalactosylxylosylprotein 3-beta-glucuronosyltransferase activity. The transcript has 8 exons. Bases 1082 to 2359 code for a protein of 425 amino acids. The record is from RefSeq and is a predicted model, not a curated record. Gene Ontology annotation, biological process: chondroitin sulfate proteoglycan biosynthetic process; carbohydrate metabolic process. Gene Ontology annotation, cellular component: Golgi membrane.